AUGUGUCGCCAAUACUUCACACUCUACGAAUGGUGCCAAUGCGAAGAAGAUGCCGGCAACAGCGCUUGCGCCGGCGUCCGCCGCAACAGCUGUCCGGGCGUCAGCGUCGAAACUGUGCAUAUGCACUGCUUCUGCAACUCACACGCAACCUGCAGGUUCAAGUCCGAGAACCAGACCCGCAAGGAAGAAAAUAAGUUACGCCGCAGGUCUCAGGAGUCUAUGGAUGAAAAGGCUUCCCUUGGCCGCCGCUGGUUUCAGUGGUAUCAGUGGCGGGGACUGAGGUCGCGUUAA
Molecule: messenger RNA, 291 nt
Organism: Penicillium soppii
Lineage: Eukaryota; Fungi; Ascomycota; Eurotiomycetes; Eurotiales; Aspergillaceae
Exons: 1
Coding region: 1-291 (96 amino acids)
Source: RefSeq, a predicted model, not a curated record